This is a messenger RNA of Punctularia strigosozonata HHB-11173 SS5, 517 nucleotides long. RefSeq lists its product as uncharacterized. The record is from RefSeq and is a predicted model, not a curated record. The coding region runs from base 110 to 379 and encodes 89 amino acids. The transcript has a single exon. NCBI's taxonomy places the organism in Eukaryota, Fungi, Basidiomycota, Agaricomycetes, Corticiales, Punctulariaceae.
GGGGUCGUCCCGUAGCUCGUAGAUAAAGCAACAGUUCGUAAGCACCAUAAGAGCAACGGGCAACGCUUUGUUGGUGUAUUUCCCUUCCUUCUGUGAGAAAGGGGGAAGUAUGGACUGCACCGUUACAGCUAAGGUGAGGGAUGGCACGGAUGAGGAAGUGAGUAAGGAAGCGAGCUACUGCGACGUUCAGUCCACGCCGGAACACUCGCUCUCCGGUUGCCGUUAUCAACUUCGUCAAAGCUUGUCCCCCUCUGCUCAUAGCAUUCCCAACUACGCGCCCCGCACCGGUGAGAUUCGUGAUGGUGCUGUCAGUCAUAGACAGGGCCUCGAGCUCGAGUUCGAUGGACGAACGAUCUUCGAGUUCGGUGGCCAAGUGUGAGGGUAUUCCAGUCAAUAUGGCCCUGAUACGGUGAUCUUGAGAGGGUAACAUAUCGAAGUCGAUUAUGUUGAAAGCGUGUCAAUAUGUCCCAAGGGUCGAGAGAAAAAGGUUAGCAGGCUGGCCCAGGGCACUAGUGCG